Perognathus longimembris pacificus (Pacific pocket mouse) is the source of this 2662-nucleotide messenger RNA. Its product is annotated as S-adenosyl-L-methionine-dependent tRNA 4-demethylwyosine synthase TYW1-like. Gene Ontology annotation, biological process: wybutosine biosynthetic process. The record is from RefSeq and is a predicted model, not a curated record. Lineage: Eukaryota; Metazoa; Chordata; Mammalia; Rodentia; Heteromyidae. The transcript is spliced from 16 exons. Bases 164 to 2359 code for a protein of 731 amino acids. Gene Ontology annotation, molecular function: catalytic activity; FMN binding; 4 iron, 4 sulfur cluster binding.
UGCCCUCCCUCUUCUCCUCCGCCCUGCUUCUUCGGCCAAUCCGGAGGCUCCGCGGGUGGCAUGGCUUCCCCGGCACUGUGAGCUCGGGUCACGGCUAGUGCGGGCGGGCGUCUGGCUCGCCAGGUCCGUUCCUCCGGCCCCUAGGGCUCGGGCUCUGAGGAGAAUGGAUUCAUCUCUGGAUGUGUGGGACCUCACUUCUCCUUUGCUAUCAUUGUGGAUAAACCGCUUUUACAUUUACUUGGGCUUUGCUUUGGGCAUUAGCCUUUGGAUUUGUGUCCAGAUUGUCCUCAAGAAGCAGGCCAAGAACUUACAGGAGAAGGGUAUUCCAAAAACAUCUCAGGAUUUGAUGACAAAAGGUUCGAUCUCCCUUCAAAAGAAGCAGAUCUUUGUGUCUGGAGUGAAGAUUUUCUAUGGAUCCCAGACAGGCACGGCAAAGGGAUUUGCUGCAAGUCUUGCCAAAGCUGUUACCACCCUGGACCUGCCAGUGACUGUUGUUAAUCUGAAGGAAUAUGAUCCAGAUGAUUGCCUGGCAGGAGAGGCUACCAGUAGGGGUGUGUGUGUCUUCCUGCUUGCCACAUACACAGAUGGCCAGCCCACUGAGAGCGCACAGUGGUUCUGCAAAUGGCUCCAGGAAGCAGCCCAUGAUUUUCGAUUCAGCAAAACUUACCUGGAGGGGAUGAGAUAUGCCGUAUUUGGCUUGGGAAACUCUGCCUAUCAGAACCACUUCAACAAGGUUGGCAGAAAUGUUGACAAGUGGCUCUGGAUGCUGGGUGCACACCGCAUGUUGGCUCGAGGAGAGGGGGACAGUGACGUGGUCAAGAGCAAACAUGGCAGCAUUGAAGCUGACUUCAGAGCUUGGAAGGCCAAGUUCACCUCCCGGCUGCAGGCUCUUUGUAAAGGAGAGAAAAAACCUUGCAGUGGGAACUGCAAGAGAGGCAAGUGCAAGUCCAAGCAACGAGGCUCAGAGCGAAAGGAGCCAGAGUCUCACCCUCACGAAGGACUACAGCACAGAGACACUGAGGAGGAGGAGCCCUGCGAGAGCAGCAGCGAGGAGGAGGAGUAUGGCAGCCAUGAUCACCAGAGCCUGAAUUCUGUGGUUGAUGUGGAGGACCUUGGAAAAGUUAUCAAUCACAUGAAGAAGGAAAAGAAAGAAAAGGAGCAGCCAGAAGAGGAGAUGAGUCUAUUGAGAACAGGGAAGAAUGAAGAUGGAGAGGGAAGAGCCAUGAUAACACCUGCUCUCCGAGAUGCCCUUAAGAAACAAGGUUAUCAGCUGAUUGGGAGCCACUCUGGGGUGAAGCUAUGCAGAUGGACAAAGUCAAUGCUUCGUGGGAGAGGCGGUUGUUAUAAACACACCUUCUAUGGCAUCGAGAGUCACCGCUGCAUGGAGCUCACCCCAAGCCUAGCCUGUGCAAACAAGUGUGUCUUCUGCUGGCGACACCACACCAACCCUGUGGGCACUGAAUGGCGGUGGAAGAUGGACCAGCCAGAGAUGAUCUUAAAGGAAGCCAUCCAAAGCCAUCAGCACAUGAUUAAGCAGUUUAAAGGAGUGCCAGGUGUACAGGUAGAGCGCUUCCAGGAAGGGCUGGAGGUGAGGCACUGUGCACUGUCUCUGGUAGGGGAGCCCAUCAUGUACCCCGAAAUCAACACAUUCUUGGAGCUGCUCCACCAGUGUAAAAUCUCCAGCUUCCUGGUCACGAAUGCACAAUUUCCCAAGGAAAUCAGAAACCUGAAGCCAGUCACGCAGCUCUAUGUCAGCGUGGAUGCUAGCACCAAAGACAGCCUGAGAAAAAUUGACCGCCCACUCUUCAAGGAUUUCUGGCAAAGGUUCCUUGACAGCUUAAAAGCCUUAGCAGCCAAGGAACAACGCACUGUCUACAGACUGACGCUGGUCAAGUCUUGGAACGUGGAUGAGCUCCAGGCUUAUGCCAGGCUUGUGUCCCUGGGGAACCCUGACUUCAUCGAGGUGAAGGGUGUCACCUACUGUGGAGAGAGCUCAGCCAGCAGCCUCACCAUGGCCAACGUGCCCUGGCACGAGGAAGUGGUGCGCUUUGUCCACGAGCUGGUGGAGCUGAUUCCUGACUACGAACUCGCCUGUGAGCAUGAGCACUCCAACUGCCUCUUGAUCGCACACAGGAAGUUUAAGAUUGACGGGGAAUGGUGGACGUGGAUCGAUUACCGACGCUUCCAGGAGCUGAUCCAGCGGUAUGAAGACAGUGGUGGGUCAGAAGCCUUCGGCGCAAAGGACUACAUGGCCCCGACGCCCUCCUGGGCACUGUUCGGUGCCCGGGAGAGAGGCUUUGACCCCAAGGACACAAGGCAUCAGAGGAAGAGCAAGUUGAAGGACGUUUCUGGAUGUUGAGCAUAGCUGCCUUGAGGAUGCUGAAGGACACAGCCAGACAUCCCGGGCUGUUCCCGGGCUCCACGGCCUUAGCAGGACGCCCAUCACACCACUGCCCUUAGAGACGGCGCAUAGCCCUUCUGACCAGAUUUUAUUAUUUCAUCACUCUUUCCCAAUUCCAUUUCUGAGAAGAAAAUCAUCUGUAGUGGCGGUGAAGUAGACAGUCUUUAAACAAUUGGAAUUUAAUAGUUUUUAAAUUAUAUUUUGGUAUGACUUCCUAAAAUGCUAUUCAUAAGAGUGCUACACAGGAAUAAAUGUGCUCUA